This is a messenger RNA of Paramuricea clavata, 903 nucleotides long. The record is from the annotation of a GenBank genome assembly. Lineage: Eukaryota; Metazoa; Cnidaria; Anthozoa; Malacalcyonacea; Plexauridae.
AUGGUGUUGGACACAUCCAAAACCAAAAAUGGUGUUGGACACAUCCAAAACCAAAAUGGUGUUGGACACAUCCAAAACCAAAAUGGUGUUGGACACAUCCAAAACCAAAAUGGUGUUGGACACAUCCAAAACCAAAAUGGUGUUGGACACAUCCAAAACCAAAAUGGUGUUGGACACAUCCAAAACCAAAAUGGUGUUGGACACAUCCAAAACCAAAAUGGUGUUGGACAUAUCCAAAACCAAAAUGGUGUUGGACAUAUGGAAAACCAAAAUGGUGUUGGACACAUCCAAAACCAAAAUGGUGUUGGACACAUCCAAAACCAAAAUGGUGUUGGACACAUCCAAAACCAAAAUGGUGUUGGACAUAUCCAAAACCAAAAUGGUGUUGGACACAUCCAAAACCAAAAUGGUGUUGGACGCAUCCAAAACCAAAAUGGUGUUGGACAUAUCCAAAACCAAAAUGGUGUUGGACAUAUCCAAAACCAAAAUGGUGUUGGACACAUCCAAAACCAAAAUGGUAUUGGACAUAUCCAAAACCAAAAUGGUGUUGGACACAUCCAAAACCAAAAUGGUGUUGGACACAUCCAAAACCAAAAUGGUGUUGGACACAUCCAAAACCAAUAUGGUGUUGGACACAUCCAAAACCAAAAUGUUGUUGGACGCAUCCAAAACCAAAAUGGUGUUGGACACAUCCAAAACCAAAAUGGUGUUGGACACAUCCAAAACCAAAAUGGUGUUGGACACAUCCAAAACCAAAAUGGUGUUGGACGCAUCCAAAACCAAAAUGGUGUUGGACACAUCCAAAACCAAAAUGAUGUUGGACACAUCCAAAACCAAAAUGGUGUUGGACACAUCCAAAACCAAAAUGGUGUUGGACACAUCCAAAACCAAAAUGGUGUUUGA